This is a messenger RNA of Rotaria sp. Silwood2, 576 nucleotides long. The record is from the annotation of a GenBank genome assembly. Lineage: Eukaryota; Metazoa; Rotifera; Eurotatoria; Philodinida; Philodinidae.
AUGCAAUGUUUUUGCUGUUUGAUCUGUAUUUAUGCAAUUGGUCGUACGGGUUCACGAAGCAAUGGAAGGGGUUGUUAAACGGAUUCACGGGGUCUCUCCAAUUUUUAUUAUUGUCUAGUUUCAUUAGUUUUUUUAAUUGGUACAUUUCUUAUUGAUCUAUAUCAUUAUGUCGUAUGGUGGCAUUAUACUCCUCAAAGUGAUACUAGAUGUCAUUGUCGAUCACAAAAGCAUAAGCGUUAUUUACCUUAUCAUAUAGUGGGAGAUACUCAACGAAAAGAUAUGUUAGAUGAUCGUCCGUGUACGACUGAUCCUUGUCGUAAUCGACAUUUAAGCCACGUUGUUGUUUUUCAUGGUAAAAAUGAUAAGCCACAGGCUCGUUGGUCUGCACUAAAGACCAAUGAUCCUGAAGUAACAUACAUUGGUUUUCAUACUACCACAGUGGAUGCUGCAGUCUCUAUUGUCCACAGCGAAUUUAGACCAAGUAAAGAAGGAAUGCUCGGCAAAGGUGUAUAUUUUGCUCGAUCUAUCCAACUAGAAAAAGUACACAACGUGAUCAACAAUUGUUUAGUUUUGUAA